Larimichthys crocea (large yellow croaker) is the source of this 2479-nucleotide messenger RNA. RefSeq lists its product as hypothetical. The record is from RefSeq and is a predicted model, not a curated record. Bases 191 to 1456 code for a protein of 421 amino acids. NCBI's taxonomy places the organism in Eukaryota, Metazoa, Chordata, Actinopteri, Sciaenidae. The transcript is spliced from 5 exons.
GGAGAGGAGAGGACGCAUGUGGCAAGUCGCAGCUGGUUUGGCUGUGUGCAUGGAUGUAAACGCCUGCUUCUUCUCCUUGCUCCUUGAAUGCACAGAUGAUGAGAGGUCGUCCGGCUAAUAGAUAAGCGGAGGACAGAGCUGCUGGCAUCACAUCGCUUGGCACACAUUUCGGUGUGUUUAUGCUCGCAGUAUGGACGGGCUGCAGGGAGAAAAUGCUGGAGUUGGCGGCAUCGAGGAAAACACGGAGGAAAGGUAUCGUGCGUUAGCCUAUGACACCGCUCUGAGCACUUUGGUGGCAGUGGUCGUCUACGUGUUGGUUAAAGUAAGUCUGGAUGGUAUCAGACAGUGGCGUGCCAGGAUCUCGGUGCUCAUCGUGGGGUCGGGACCAGUGGGGCUGACGGCCGCUCUGGUCGCUGUCCGCUCCGGUAAGGUGCUGAAACUGACCGUGCUGGAUGAGAGGUACCGGACUGCCCUGCUGUGCCGGCCCCAGCAGAUCGCACUGGAUCCCCGCAGCGUGAAGUUUCUGCUGGGACUCGGGGUGGACUUUGAUAACAUGGAGGGCUGCUGGCACAACGAGCAUUUCUUCACCAGGAUAGGCGUGUUUCAGGAGUACCUGCUGAGCAUCCUGGAGCAGAAGAAACAGAAGGUGGAUGUCAAGGUGCAGCUGGGGACCAAGUUCACAGAGGACUACCUGCGGCGGAUCCCACACAAUGACUGGCCACGUGUGAUCGUGGUGGCUGAUGGGUCAUGUGGCGACUCCUGCUCGGUGCUGGGCAUCAGCUCUGACUACACUGUGGAGUCCUGUCAUGCCUAUGGAGCUAAUGCAACGAUAGAGAGACUAGACCAGAGACAGGUACCCACCCCUGAGAUCCGUGCCCACAGCCUUUACUUUGACCUGUCUGCUUACGGAGUGGAGGCUCUCCGAGAGCACCGAAAUCCAACGACCAAGCCUGGCUUCCACCUGAAGAUUUAUGGCACCUUUAGAAAUCGCUACAUGGCCCUCGUGUGUCCUGCCUCUGACACUAAGAUGGUCCGCUUCCUCAGGCACACGGCCAACUCCUCUAUCAUGAAGAACAUCUUUCACCAGUCCUUUAAUGCCUACAAGACAGACAUAGAGCCUCGUCUAAACGAUGUGACACUUCACCACAUGCAGUGCAGCCGCCGUCUCUUUGAGAUUCAGUUAUCACACAGACGCAUCAGCGCUGCUUACAUAGAAGGGGACAACGUGGCAGUCACUGUGGAGGGCGAGGCAGCACGAGUGCUCAACUUUGACACAGGUUGUGGGGUGAAUCUAGGUAUGCGGGGUCUGGAGUCAAUGGGGACGUUCAUUUACAGGACAGCCACUGCUGUGGACCAGAAUGAUAUCCUUGAGGCACUGUCGGCUAAGAUGCAGCACUCCAGACAGGUGGCAGAGACCUUCAAGCAGACAGGCCUGUCUGAAUCAAUGUAUGAAUGAAACAGGAGGACGACCUGAUGUGCAUAAUGCCACCUAGUGGAAAGUGGCGGUGGAUUAUAUGUGUUUACAAUGAAUGUUUACAAUGAAUCAUGAGUCUGACGCUGACAUGGACCACUUAUGGUUACAUACUGAAUGGAUCUGAAUGAGCGUUAGCUGUGAACAGAUGGAUAAUGGAUGUAAACAUGUGAUCAUAAGUCUUUGUGACAUGCAGUUAGUGCAUCUACUCGUAAUGGAUGCAGAGAGAAUCAUCAAGGCCAGAUUUAGUACAGUUCUGUUUUCCAGGUUGCAAAACCCGUUAAUGCAGGGAAUUAUGGCAGAAAGAGCUAUAUAAUGUCUAACAGCUGCAAUGAAACAAUAUACACUGACUACUAAUGAACUGCGCUUUGAUUUGGAUAAAGUUUGAGAAUGAACGGGAAAGAAAUCUAGCCCUGAGAGACUAGGAGUAAUUAGAAUAAAUAAAAUCUCUGAUCUUCAUCAUUGUCAAUACUGUCAUCUUUUCCUCGUAUUCAGGAAAGAAUUGACUUGAAUUGACUAAAAUCUAGCCAGUUGUGCUCUCUGGACAUCACAUCAGUGAUGUUUGAGGAAACUAGACUGUGCAGUAGCAUCGUCGGCUAGAACUGAAAAAUGUAUAAAACUGUGAUUGUCUAUGAUUUAACAGAGGAGGUAGCUGCUCCAAAGUGUUCUGCUCCAAAGCCUUUUUGUCUUUGUGUUUGUUUGACAAUGUGGUGAUAAUUGUGCUAAUGAAGUUCUGCAGUACUUGCUAGGGUGGCCUAUUUUUGUGUGCCGCUUUGUAAAUUAAGAUUUUUGGCAUAUUUCAAAAAUGUAGGCCACUGCAACCAUAUCAUGGGCCAAAUGUAUUAUUAAAAAAUAAUUUUGCUGGUGUCAGAUUUUUACUUUCCUUUUUAUAUUUUGCUCCUGGUAAUCAGAGAGGACUCAAAUAUCAUCUGUAAAAGCAAAAAAAGAGUGUGCUGAUAAUAAUGUCCUGCUCCUGUUUAAGUGCCAAUAAAGAUGGUGAUUUGGCAA